This is a messenger RNA of Megalops cyprinoides (Indo-Pacific tarpon), 991 nucleotides long. RefSeq names its product E3 ubiquitin-protein ligase TRIM39-like. The transcript has 7 exons. The record is from RefSeq and is a predicted model, not a curated record. Gene Ontology annotation, molecular function: protein binding. Bases 1 to 801 code for a protein of 266 amino acids. Lineage: Eukaryota; Metazoa; Chordata; Actinopteri; Elopiformes; Megalopidae.
AUGGCCCUGCAGAGAUCCACACUGCAGCAGCAGCUGAGGGAACUGAAGAGAGCCAGUGCAUCACUGAUCUCAGAGCUGCAGACGGGGCUGAAGCAGAGGGAGGGGGAGACCGUCCAGCUGCAAGCCAGGUACAGCAGGCAGAUGUGCUUCUCCGACAGUACCAACAACACAGUCAAGGGUUACCUAUCAGAAUGGUCAAGGAAAGAUGGAGUUAUUAUCAGACCAGUGUGGAAAUGGAUUCGUGAAGAAGCAGUGAACGUGACUCUGGACCCUGACACAGCUGCGUCCUGGCUUGACCUCUCAGCUGAUGGGAAGGAAGUGAAAUAUAUAGAAAUACCAAAGAGAGUCCCUGACCACCACAAGAGGUUUGAUCAUGCUGUCUGUGUCCUGGCUAAAGAGGGGUACUGCUUUGGGAAAUUUUACUAUGAGGUGCAGGUUGGAGAGAAGACUGACUGGACUUUAGGAGUGGCCAAAGAGUCCGUUAACAGGAAGGGGAAGAUUACACUGAGCCCUAAGAAUGGAUACUGGACUGUGGGGUUGUGGAAUGGGACUGAGUACAGAGCUCUUACUGACCCCUCUGUCCCCCUCCUCCUGAGAGAGAAGCCCAGGACAGUGGGGGUGUAUGUGGAUUAUGAGGGGGGUCAGGUCUCCUUUUACAAUGUGGAGGCCAGGUCUCAUAUCUACUCCUUCUUUGGUUAUUUCUCCUCUGCAAGAAUUUACCCUUUCUUCUACCCCGGUUUUAGUAAAGGUGGUAAAAAUGCUGCCCCAUUGGUUAUCUCUCCUGUCAGUCACACAGACUGAACAUGGUUUCAUGGUUUCGAAAGAAUUGAUUUCGUGUUGCAUAUUUGUGACCCAGUUAGCCAUUCUGUUCCCCUUUCAGUGCUAAAAUGCACAGUACUUUUCAAAUCCCUCCUCCUUGAAACCUGAAAUUCUGCAGGAUGCUUCUCCCCUUGCUGCUGCUAAUAUCUUUGUUCCCCUUUCUGCUCAGAAA